AACAAGCACCUAAUUGUGAAUAUCUUAUACUAGCACCACACCACUACUGCUCUAGCAAAGCCACAGCCACCUCCAUUUUCUCUCUGCAUUCUUCAUCGGAAAUCUCAAGAUCCUCACUCACUCUGCAUUCGCUUUGCUGAACAACCAAUCGCUUGCAUUUGCUAAUUUAUUUUUUAUUUAUUUUUUCGGGUCUUUGUAAUUUGCCAUGGACAGACGCUGGCCUUGGAAGAAGAAAUCAACUGACAAGGCUGUGCUUGACAAAGCAGCUGCUGAAUUGGACUCUUCUGCUAGUGCUACCACUCAGAGCAAUCAGGAUGCUUACAAGAAGCCAAACUAUGUGCAAAUCUCUGUAGAAUCAUAUUCACAUCUGACUGGUCUGGAGGAUCAAGUGAAGACAUAUGAAGAAAAAGUUCAGACACUAGAGGAUGAGAUCAAUGAAUUGAAUGAGAAACUGUCAGCAGCAAACUCAGAGAUAAAUACUAAGGAAGGCUUGGUAAAACAACAUGCUAAAGUGGCUGAAGAGGCUGUCUCAGGCUGGGAAAAGGCGGAAGCAGAAGCUUUGGCUUUGAAGAACCAUCUAGAAACUGUCACCCUUUCGAAACUCACUGCUGAGGACCAGGCAUCACAGUUAGAUGGUGCUCUUAAAGAGUGUAUGCGACAGAUAAGAAACUUGAAGGAAGAACAUGAGCAGAAAAUACAGGAAAUUGCUCUCACAAAAACCAAGCAAUUGGACAAGGUUAAGGGUGAGCUUGAGGCUAAGAUAGGGAACUUUGAACAGGAACUUCUCAGGUCUGCUGCUGAGAAUGCGGCUCUGUCGAGGUCCUUGCAGGAGCGCUCUAACAUGCUAAUCAAAUUAAGCGAAGAAAAAGGUCAUGCUGAGGCUGAAAUUGAGCAUCUUAAGAGCAACAUAGAAUCAUGUGAGAGAGAAAUCAAUUCACUCAAAUAUGAGCUUCAUGUUAAUUCCAAAGAGCUUGAAAUUCGCAAUGAAGAAAAAAAUAUGAGUAUGAGGUCUGCAGAAGCUGCUAACAGGCAGCAUACGGAAGGUGUUAAAAAAAUUGCUAAAUUAGAGGCAGAAUGCCAAAGAUUACGUGGUUUAGUACGGAAAAAGUUACCUGGUCCUGCUGCUCUUGCACAAAUGAAGCUAGAAGUUGAAAGUCUUGGUCGAGAUUAUGGAGAAACUCGUUUAAGGAAGUCUCCUGUCAAACCUGCUAAUUCUCAUCUGUCCCAGUUGCCUGAAUUAUCCCUGGAGAAUGUACAGAAAUUCCAGAAAGAUAAUGAAUUUCUUACAGAGCGCUUAUUGGCAAUGGAAGAAGAAACAAAAAUGCUAAAAGAAGCUUUGGCAAAACGCAACGGUGAAUUGCAGGCUUCAAGGAGCAUGUGUGGUAAAACACUAAGCAAACUUCAAAUGCUGGAAGCACAACUUCAGACAAGUAAUCAGCAGAAGGGAUCCCCAAAAUCCAUCGUCCAUAUAAACCAUGAAAGCAUCUACAGUCAAAAUGCAAGCAAAGCACCAAGCUUGAUCUCCAUGUCUGAAGAUGGAAACGAUGAUGCAGGAAGUUGUGCUGAGUCUUGGUCUACAGUAAUGAUUUCUGAGCUAUCCCAACUUCCAAAAGAAAAGAAUACUGAGGAAUUGAGCAAAUCUGAAGCCACUAAGAAGCUAGAACUGAUGGAUGACUUUCUGGAGGUGGAGAAAUUGGCUGGAUUAUCAAAUGAUUCAAAUAGAGAAGCCUCUGUUUCAUUUACUUCAAACAAUAAGAUGAAUGCAAUUGUGACCAGUGACGUAUCAGAAGUCAGUGCCAGCAAAGAUGAUCCGUUCAAGUCUGAAACGAAGUGUGAUUCAAAUCUGUUGCCAAAUCAAGUGUCUUCUUCUGAAGCAGAUGGCUUGUUGUUAGCAGAACUUAGAUCAAGAAUAUUAUUGGUUUUUGAUUCCAAGGCUAAGGGUGACGAUAUAGAGACAAUCCUGAAGGAUAUUAAACAUGCUCUUGAAGAUGCACAUGACUCUUCCAUCCAGGACUCUGUAACUCCCAUUCCCUGCGAUGUCAAGCCUUCUGAUACAUGUGAUAAGCAGGUUAAUCCUGAAGAUGCUGACCAAAAUUCAGAAAAAGAAUCCAUUUUGUCCCAGAAAACUACAGAACUUAUGCAGAUAACUUCAGAUCUAGAAGCUGCAAUCUCUCAGAUUAAUGACUUCGUAUUGUUUCUUGGGAGAGAAGCAAUGACAGUUCAUGAUAUAUCUUCUAGUGGAGAAGGAAUAAGCCAAAAGAUGGAGGAGUUCUCUGUCACCUAUAAUAAAGUUAUAUGCAAUGAAGCAAAUUUGCAACAGUUCGUUCUUGAUCUGUCUUGUGUAUUAGCUAAAGCAUGUGAAUUUAGAUUUAAUAUCCUUGGUUAUAAGGGUAUGGAAACUGAAACCAAUAGUCCUGAUUGCAUAGAUAAGAUUGCUCUGCCUGAAAAUAAGUUAGUUCAAGACAACUCACCAGGAGAGAGAUAUCAAAAUGGUCAUUCCCAUAUUCUUAAUCCUUGUUCUGAUCCUGAGGUUCCUGAUGAUGGAAACUUGACCUCAAACUAUGAAUCAAAUGGCACAUCACAGAAGUUCUCGAUGAAGGAUUUUGAAGAAAUGAAAUUAGAGAAAGAGAAGGCCAUGGCAGAUCUGUCAAAAUUUGCUGAAAAUCUUGAAGUGACAAAGUCUCAAUUAAUGGAGACCGAGCAAAAUCUGGCAGAAGUUAAAUCACAAUUGGCUUCUGCUCAAAAGUCAAACAGCUUGGCUGAGACUCAAUUAAAAUGCAUGGCAGAGUCAUACAGGUCACUUGAAACACGUGCACAGGAGUUUGAAACUGAGCUGAAUCAUCUUCGAAUGAAGACAGAAACACUAGAGAACGAACUUAAAGAUGAAAAGAGGGCUCAUGAAGAAGCUUUGGCGAAGUACAUGGAGCUAGAAGAACAACUGCAAAGGAAUGAGAGCUCCGCUGCUGAUAAUGACCCCAAGACCAAGAAGGAGAGAGACUUGGCAGCCGCUGCUGAAAAGCUAGCUGAGUGCCAGGAAACUAUAUAUCUUCUUAGCAAGCAGUUAAAGUCUCUGCAUCCUCAAACAGAGCCAACGGGUUAUGCAUACGGUGAGAGGAUUUCAAAGGUAGAAGGCUUCACAGAGCGUGAAUCUGCUACUUAUAGCCCAAAUUUGCAAGAGUUUGAUCAGGCGGAGAUGGACGGUGCUGCUUCUGGUUUUGUGCAGAGACUGGGUCCUGAGUCCCCCUUGCAUUUUUCUAACAACUUAUGCAGUCCAUCCGAUACUGAAUCAAACUUUCAAGCCACAUCUCCUGUACGGAACCCAAACCAUAGGCCUACAAAGUCAACCUCUUCAUCAGCUUCUUCAACUCCUACACCGGAGAAACAUGCCCGGGGUUUUAGCAGAUUCUUUUCAUCAAAAGGAAAAACUGGUCAUUGAGCUUGCACCAUACAGGACCCAUGAGAAUUCAUGGUUUAGGUCUUUAGGAGGCCAUAUGGUGAUGACAUUUGGAAAGAGUGCAGAACUGCAGAACCCCUUUAUGGUUUAACCAAAUUGAGUUUUUGGCAGCUUUGUGUGGUUAAAGGGGAGGAUGCCAUGAAUGUCAGGUGAUUCUUGUUGUAUCUAAUGGUUGUACAUGGUGGUAACCAUAUAUUUUCUUCUUUUCCUUUUCGUUGUUUAUUCCCACCUCUGUUCUGUAAUUUAAUUAGCAAACAUUGACAUAAUCUCUGAAAUAUUACAGGAUAUGUUGAAUA
Molecule: messenger RNA, 3750 nt
Organism: Lotus japonicus
Lineage: Eukaryota; Viridiplantae; Streptophyta; Magnoliopsida; Fabales; Fabaceae
Product: filament-like plant protein 4
Exons: 6
Coding region: 206-3436 (1076 amino acids)
Source: RefSeq, a predicted model, not a curated record